CAUUCUUCCGCCACCGUAUCCACCAUUGUCACCACUCUCGCUAACAUACAUUUUCUUGCUUUGCUGGGAUUUGUUUGCUCCCGUGCCUUCCUUUUCGCUCAACCGCGACCAUCCGCUUGACCGUGACGCCGCUGCCUCUGUUUGCCGCCCUUCACCUCUCCCUGUCUUCAACCGACGUCACCAUCGGGAUCACCUCGAUCGCAAAUUUGGUUAAACGUUAACUUACUGGAUGCUCCGGAUGCGCCAGUAGCUUGUCACUUUUGCCAUACCGCAACAACAUCCUUCCCCAUCUUUACUUGUCCCUGCUCAACAUCCGGCAUCUAUCAUCACCACUUGCACGACGCCGGCGCGUGCCUCGUAUAAUUCACCUACUCAACGUACAUUACUGCAAUCAAAAUGCGCGUUUCUUCAAUCUUGACCGGCCUGUCAUGCGCCGCCGUUACCAUUCUGCCAUGUGCUGCUCUGACGGUCGAUCUGUCUAGCGAAGAAUCAAUCAAGACUGCCGCCUCCACUGUUGCUCACGGAAUGAUGAGAUAUUACAACGGAAACCAGACUGGCGGUAUUCCUGGUUUGCUUCCUGGACCAUACUACUGGUGGGAAGCAGGCGCCAUGUUUGGCUCAUUGAUCGACUACUGGUACUACACCGGAGACACGAGCUACAACGCCGUCACUACCGAGGCCAUGCUCUUCCAAGUCGGCGACAAGAACAAUUACAUGCCCAGCAAUCAAAGUAAAUCACUCGGAAACGAUGAUCAAGCCUUCUGGGGUAUGGCUGCCAUGUCUGCCGCCGAGCUCAAGUUCCCCAACCCUCCUGCAGACAAGCCUCAGUGGCUCGCUCUCGCCCAAGCCGUCUUCAACAGUCAAGCUCUGCGUUGGGACGACUCGACUUGUGGCGGAGGUUUGAGAUGGCAGAUCUUCACCUUCAACAAUGGAUACGAUUACAAGAACACCAUCUCCAACGGCGCCUUCUUCAACAUCGCUGCUCGUCUUGCUGCUUACACUGGAAACCAAACCUACGUCGAGUGGGCCGAGAAGUCCUUCCAGUGGACUCAUGACAUUGGAUUGAUGAGCGAUGACUACUACUUCUACGACGGUAGCGAUGACAAGAUCAAUUGCACACAGCUCAACCAUAUUCAGUGGUCUUACAAUGCUGGUGUUCAUCUUCUCGGUGCCGCCACUAUGUGGAACGUUACCCAAGACGACAUCUGGAGAGAGCGCACCCUUGGCAUCUGGAAUGCAACCCACGUCUUCUUCACCGAUCAAGGCAACACAGGCGCUGGAGGACAGGUCAUGUUCGAGGUAGCUUGCGAACCUAACAACAACUGUAACAUCGACCAGCUUAGUUUCAAAGCCUACCUGUCCCGCUGGAUGGCCGCUUCUACCAAGGUCGCUCCUUGGCUCUAUGAUGAGAUCAAGCCUUACCUCAUGGCAUCCGCUGCAGCUGCAGCUCUGUCUUGCAGUGGUGGUGAUGACGGCACGACUUGCGGAACCAAGUGGUGGAACAAUGGAGUCUGGGACGGCGCCUACGGUGUUGGACAACAGAUGUCCGCGCUCGAGGUCAUUCAGUCCAACCUCAUAGAUAGAGUUUCAGGGCCUGUGUCCAAUUCGACCGGCGGAACUUCUCAAGGCAACCCAAAUGCUGGCACUGGCGGCGAUUCGAGCCCUAUCGCCACACCCGAUCCUAUCCACACCAGCGACAGAGCCGGUGCUGGUAUUAUAACAGCACUUAUCCUUGUUGCUCUCGUUGGCGGUGCAUGGUGGAUGAUUGCAUGAUGGACGCCACAAAAGGCAUAAUACUACGUGCACGACGUGUAAAAUAAUGCGACAUGGGUUCGGGGUUAAUGGAGCAUCUGGGUCUGGGUCUGGACUAAUCAUGAGAGGGUUUCAGGGGUGUUUUUCAAUUGCGCCAGGAAGUGCGCUCACGUUUUCUUCUUUUCUAUUCCACCACAUCAAGCUGACCAUCUUGAAUCUUCUUCCGUU
Messenger RNA from Aureobasidium pullulans EXF-150, 1980 nucleotides. Its product is annotated as mannan endo-1,6-alpha-mannosidase. Bases 397 to 1773 code for a protein of 458 amino acids. NCBI's taxonomy places the organism in Eukaryota, Fungi, Ascomycota, Dothideomycetes, Dothideales, Saccotheciaceae. Gene Ontology annotation, molecular function: mannan endo-1,6-alpha-mannosidase activity. The transcript has 6 exons. The record is from RefSeq and is a predicted model, not a curated record. Gene Ontology annotation, biological process: carbohydrate catabolic process; fungal-type cell wall biogenesis.